This is a messenger RNA of Trachemys scripta elegans, 1924 nucleotides long. Its product is annotated as glycine N-acyltransferase-like protein 3. Bases 475 to 1521 code for a protein of 348 amino acids. The record is from RefSeq and is a predicted model, not a curated record. NCBI's taxonomy places the organism in Eukaryota, Metazoa, Chordata, Testudines, Emydidae. Gene Ontology annotation, molecular function: glycine N-acyltransferase activity. The transcript has 6 exons. Gene Ontology annotation, cellular component: mitochondrion.
CAUGGAGGAUAUUGCAGUCUUCAGCAAUUCCUUGCCAGAGCAUAAGGGUCACCUGGGAAUGGUGCUGAAGAGAUUUAAAGGCGAAGGUCUAAGUGUAAAGGUGUCAAAGUGCAGAAUGGGGCAUUGAAGAUGUAAAACAAAUUCUGUCGGGAAAGGCGAAGCCGGACUCUGGCCAGGUGUUUCAAUUGUGCACUGACGCAUCCAACACAGGCUUGGGAGCGCUGCUGAUGCCAGCAGGGGAGGGCACCGAGCAGCAUCCCAACCCUUUCUGAGCAGAAAACAGACUCCAAGUGAAUGGAAUGAUGCCGUUAUAGAACAUGAAUGGUCGGCAACUGUGGGUUGUCCGACAGCUAAGAUCCUACCCGUUCAACCAGAGGUGCUGGGUACUGACUGACUGCCCCCCUUCAGCGUGGCUACACAGAACCAAAGGCACCAACUCUUGGUUGGUACGCUGGAGUACAGCCCUCCAAAGGCAUGAGAUGGAGACUCAACAUGUCAUGGGGGCAGACGCGUUAUCCAGGCAAGAGGGCCCAGAGCAGAUGCAUUCGGAAGAGCCAGUGGCUAGGCGUAGGGCGUCAAUGCCAGGAGGCGACGGGACACAGAUGUGCCCAAACAUGCCCAGGCAGGUGUCCCUCGCAGGGUCCCGCUGGAAGCUGUGAAGGCCCCUCCCGGCCAGCGAUGCUGAUCCUGAGCUGUUCCUCCAAGCUGCGGCUGCUGGAGGGGAUGCUACGGCGGGACCUGCCUGACACGCUGCUGGUCUACGGCACUGUGAUGCAUGUGAACCGCGGGAACCUGGCUGGCCAGGAGGUGCUGGUGGAUUCAUGGCCAGAGUUCAAAACGGUCCUGACCCGGCCACGCAGAGAAGUGGCGUUGGACCCAAGCGAUUAUUUCACCAACAUGUACACGGUCUUCUACCGGGACGAGGGGGCCUGCCGGGCCCUGCUGGGGAACAGCCACGCCGUGGACUGGGGCCAGGCCUUCCAGAUACAGGGGCUGCAGGACGGGGUAUACGAGACCAUCAGGGACAUCGCCAGGGCCAGGCGGCUUGAGAUGGAGACGUAUCCGUACUGGCUGCUGCUGCACCCAGACCCGCCCGCCAUGCCCCAGUACCGGCCUGACAAGGGGCUCAGGCUGGCCCCCGUGUCCCCCGCCCACGCCACGCUGCUCAACGACACCUGGAAGUUUGGGGGGAACAGCUGGAGCCUGCGGUACCUGUGCCUCCUUAUCCGCCACUUCCCCAAUGCCUGCCUGCUGGCCCCUGAGGGGACCCCCAUCUCCUGGUGCCUCACCGACCCAGUGGCUGCCCUGAUGCACGGUUACACCCUCCCGGAGCAUCGCGGCCAGCACUACAUGAGGCCCGUGGUGGGGACGCUGUCGGCACAGUUGCAUGCCCGCGGCUUCCCUGUAUACACCGGGGUGCUGCCCCACAACGAGCCUUCGCUGCACAUCCUGCAACGCCUCGGCUUCCGCAUCCUGCCUGGGGUGAUCUACCUGCUGAUGGUGAGGCCUGGGUUCACCUAGUCCCAGUCAGCCAGUGCCCUGGACUCGGCCCAGGACCCUGCGCCCAGCUCUGGGGAAUGGCCACACACACAUAGCACGGGGGGAGGGGAGAGGAGGAGAAGGGGACAUGGCCUAGGGCCCUGCGCACAGCUCUGGGGGACACCCAUGGUCUGCCAGCACGUAGCCCUUGGGGAGAGGAUGAGACAGGGACACAGCCCAGCCAUGCCCAGGGACCUGCCACCCCUGAGAAGGGGACACAUUGACCAGCCACCAGGGAGCUCAGCUGUCAGCCCUUGGGAAGCCAGGGCUGGUAGAGGAGACUAGCUCAUGCUCCAUUAUCCCCUGGAGCAGGGCAGAGGCUUAGUAGGGGGCGCUCUCCCCGGCAGUCAGUGCUGGCCCCAAAGAGAGCAGGGUGAGGGCUCAG